CAAGAGUGUUCUUUCCUAUUGUUCAUUGAUGAUUCACAUUAGAUUCACAAGGACACGACAGAUUUGUGAAUAAAAUGUUGAAGUUGGCAAGUCUACUACUAGUUCUGGUGUCCUUACACGGCUUGCUUGCUGAUAAUUCUGAAUCUGCACAUCUGUUAGUGUCAAAACGAGUUCUCAACGAGUAUGUUGUUGAAGGUCGAGAUCUAACCGUCAGUUAUGCAAUAUACAAUGUGGGUUCGAGUCCUGCAACCUCCGUCCUGCUGGUUGACGAAACAUUCAGUCCUGAUGAAUAUCAAAUAGUUGGCGGUCAAUCCACUAUUGGCUGGCAGAGCAUUGCGCCUGGAGCCAAUGUUUCCCAUAACCUUAUUCUUAAACCCUUACAUUCGGGUGUCAUCAAUAUUACAUCUGCUGUGGUAACAUAUCAGCCUAAGGAGGAAGCUGAACAACAGAUCGUAUAUUCAACUACUUUUGGUGAAGCAUAUGUCAUGGACUCAAAAACCUUCAACAGGAGACAUGCACCACAUAUUCUUGAUUGGGGCAUUUUCGGUUUGAUGACGAUCCCCACAGUUCUCUUUCCUUAUUUCAUCUGGUAUUCCACACAUUGCAAGUAUGACGAAUCGAAAGGAAAAAAACAAUGAACUCAAAGUAAUACUUAGAAUUUUUUACUUAGUGUGAAGUAUUUUAUUAAUAAAUGUUUCAUGGGAACGUA
Xenia sp. Carnegie-2017 is the source of this 709-nucleotide messenger RNA. RefSeq names its product translocon-associated protein subunit beta-like. The record is from RefSeq and is a predicted model, not a curated record. Bases 75 to 638 code for a protein of 187 amino acids. Gene Ontology annotation, cellular component: membrane; endoplasmic reticulum. The transcript has 5 exons. Lineage: Eukaryota; Metazoa; Cnidaria; Anthozoa; Malacalcyonacea; Xeniidae.